AUGACUACUACGGGGCGGCUCCUUCUAGCCAUCGGCACACUCGUGUUCUUCCACGCGGCAUACUCAACAUACGAGCAUCUGUCGUUGAGGAAGUCGCUCGGACUCGCUGGUGCAGAAUCCAACCAGAUGCCUAUUGAUAUCACCUUUGAGACCCUCGUGGCGUUUAUCGUCAUUCUGAUCGGUAUCGCGCUCACCGCAGCACCAUUGAAAAACGUUACUUGGGCCAGCGAAAUGCGUACAAAAUCGAUCGACGAGGUGGAUUCAAGAUCCAAUUUCGCAUCACUCACACAUCGAGGGCAAAUUCUGUUUGCGUCGUCCGACUAG
Molecule: messenger RNA, 324 nt
Organism: Mycosarcoma maydis (corn smut)
Lineage: Eukaryota; Fungi; Basidiomycota; Ustilaginomycetes; Ustilaginales
Exons: 5
Coding region: 1-324 (107 amino acids)
Biological process (GO): protein folding in endoplasmic reticulum
Cellular component (GO): EMC complex
Source: RefSeq, a predicted model, not a curated record